AUGUACACACUUAAGCAUUCUCGAGCCAUUGCCUCACUCAAAUCCGAGGUGAUCUUAGACAAAAUGUGCCCCGGUCCUCGGAAGUCGAGCUGGGUGUACGGUUACGAAUGUUCGCCGCCUCCGCGCGUUUUCGGGUGGUGGAGCAUCCUACAAGGGUAUUUUCUCAUCAAACUUAGGGCACCAAUAAGGUUACUCAAAAUACUACACGUUGUUCAUAGGACACUGCUUUACACGAUAAAACCAGAAAUAGAUACCGCAAUAGUUGACCUUAGUUAA
Morchella sextelata is the source of this 276-nucleotide messenger RNA. RefSeq lists its product as uncharacterized. Bases 1 to 276 code for a protein of 91 amino acids. Lineage: Eukaryota; Fungi; Ascomycota; Pezizomycetes; Pezizales; Morchellaceae. The record is from RefSeq and is a predicted model, not a curated record. The transcript is spliced from 7 exons.